AUGGAGAUUAGCGUUUGCUUUAAUGAAACCGACAAAGCCGUCACAAUUAACGUUCCCGUUGGGUACACAAUUAAAAUUAACCCUGUUGGCAGACCACAGGCUGGUGCUGGAUUAAACGUUAAUAUUGGAGCCCAUCAUGCUCAUCCUCCGGCUGGUCCUGGAUCAAACGUUAAAAGCCCUAAAAUGGCUAACCCUAAGGUUUUCUUUGAUAUGACCGUGGACGGCAAGCCGGCUGGUCGGAUCGUGAUGGAGCUCUUCGCCGACACGACCCCUAAGACGGCUGAGAACUUCAGGGCACUCUGUACCGGAGAGAAAGGCAUGGGGAAGCUUGGUAAGCCACUCCACUACAAGGGAUCAAUCUUCCACGGGGUGGAUAUCAACUAUACGUUGUGUGGAGGAGAUUUCAUUGCCGGGACUGGAACCGGCGGCGAAUCGAUUUACGAAGAAAGAUUUUUCAAGGAUGAGAACUUCAUCAGAAAGCACACCGGUCCAGGUAUCCUCUCCAUGUGGAACUUUGGUGGGAACAAGAACGGAUCUGAGUUCAUGAUCUCCAUGAAUGAGAACAUGGAUUACGACGAGGAGUUCGUCGUGUUUGGCCAAGUUGUUGAAGGAUUGGAUGUGAUCACGAGCAUUAUGGAACAAGUCGGAGAUGAGAGCGGCUGGUGCAAGCCUUCCAAGCCCGUGGUGAUCGCCAACUGCGGUCAGAUUUCUUAG
Molecule: messenger RNA, 714 nt
Organism: Eutrema salsugineum
Lineage: Eukaryota; Viridiplantae; Streptophyta; Magnoliopsida; Brassicales; Brassicaceae
Product: peptidyl-prolyl cis-trans isomerase CYP19-1
Exons: 2
Coding region: 1-714 (237 amino acids)
Biological process (GO): protein peptidyl-prolyl isomerization
Cellular component (GO): cytosol; plasma membrane
Molecular function (GO): peptidyl-prolyl cis-trans isomerase activity
Source: RefSeq, a predicted model, not a curated record